UCUAUGUAUGUUUCUACGAAAUGCAUGAAUUUCUGAAGAUACUUUCCAAAAUUUUGGCCGAAAAGAGAUCUAAAUCUCUCAAUGCUGCAUCUGCUGAAAACAAGAAACCAGAUAACAGCAAGGAGAGUUUAUCAUUAAAGCUAGAUGUCAAUGACAGUUACAUGGGACUUGCACAAAUAUUAUACACAAUACGACUAGCCUAUGUAAACUGUACCAGUCCAGAUGAAGAACCAUUCUACGAUAAGAAAAAAAUUUCUGAAAAUCACAGAAAAAUACUUAAAUCUAAAGAAAUCCAGUUACAAAAAGUGUUUAAAGAGACAUCUAAUAACUUAGCAAAUAUACACUUUGAUAUUGUUAUAUCAAUUGCAGCAAGUUACACGUUCUUAGGUGACAUUUUAGUUUUCUCAAAUUGUGAUUUAUUAACUUCGGCGGAAGAAUGUUUUAAAACAGCUAUAGAGUUAUUAAAAGGAAAAGAAUUGGAUUCCAAAGCUAUUUUAACAGCUUUGCAUGCAUAUCACAUGUUAUCACAUGAGUUUUAUACAAAUACAAAAUCAGAUGAAAGUUAUGCAUUAUUAGUUACUGCAGUGUCCUUAUAUACAACAUAUACAAAAGAAGAAAAUUAUUCUAUUCCUGAGACAUUUAUUGAUAUUUUUAAUCUUGAAGAUAUAAGAUACUUGAAAUUUGAAACAGAUGCCAAAGAAAUUUUAGAUAAUAGUCAUGUAUCAAAUUUGAGAACAUUAAUAAAGCUGUAUAACAUGUCUCCAAAAGACAAGCAUGAAUUUGUGCUAUACAUGCACAAGUUAUUGAAGGAUCAUAUGGAAGAAGCACUUGUACAAUCAGGACAUAUAGAAUGGGCUAUUGCCUGUGCAUCUUUAGCCACUUAUUUUAUAUAUUAUAAUCGUUUUACUGAAGCUAAAAGUCAUCUUCUUAUUGCAAACAAAGUAUUGGCUGAAUAUAAUGACAAAGCAUGCAUGCAUGCUACUGAACAAGACAAUGUAAGUUUAACAUCAAUGUCAACCGAGACAUCUGAAACAAAACAAAAAGUUAGUCUGUUUCGAUACGCAGAUGAUAAACUGAAAUUACAAUGGGGACUGUAUGGAAUUUCACUUCUGCGUGUUUCAAAAAAGAGACUGUUAGCGCCCGAACAAAAUAACACACCUUGUGAAAGAGAUAAUUUGAACUCGGAAUCUCUUUUACUAUUUGACGAGAAAUUGGAGUCACUUGUAUAUUUGGAUGCAAACAAACAAUUUCUUGAUUUUACAGAUCACUAUGUGGAAAAUAUUACCGAUGCUUUUGAAGUUUUCAUUCAUAACUACAAAAAUCUUCACAAAGUAAUGGCAAGGUGUAAAGAAAAUAACGAACUGCAUCGUAGUGUUGAGGCAAGUUUAUAUAUGUCCAGAUUGUGCAAAUAUAUAUCGUAUUUUGAAUCAGACAUAUCCAAGAAAGUACAAUGGUACAAUAAGCAAAUAAAAUGUUUAGAAUCUGUAAUUGAAAAUUUAAAUGAAACAAAUAAUCAAAAUGUAAUGCGAAUGCGUAAGAUUCUUUGGCUCGAAAUGAGUGUAGCUUAUACCACAGUUAUGAAUAUGUCUGAAGAAAUAUUGGCACAAACAAAUGAAGACAUAGUUGAGAAAACAAUUGGUCUCUCUCUUUGUGCACUACCAGACAAAAUCUUCGAUUGCUUAACAGAAUUUUAUAAUAUUACACUAGACAAUGAAGAUAAAAAAGAUAAAAAUGCUCAUAAAGUUGUAGAAAAAAAAUAACUUGACAAAGGCUACUAUGUUAUGUACAGACAACUUUUAUAUUUCUUUUUAUAUUUCUAUACUCUAAAUAUGUCUAAUAAAUU
Pseudomyrmex gracilis is the source of this 1843-nucleotide messenger RNA. RefSeq names its product protein KBP homolog. The coding region runs from base 21 to 1760 and encodes 579 amino acids. Lineage: Eukaryota; Metazoa; Arthropoda; Insecta; Hymenoptera; Formicidae. The record is from RefSeq and is a predicted model, not a curated record. The transcript has 2 exons.